CGUCGGUGUAUGGUUAAUCAGCUGUUUUUGGGCCGGAGGAGCUACCAACUAAAUCAAAAUAAGGCUAAUUUGCCUUCAAAGGACUGUUAACAGCAAACGACUAAUCACAAUACUUAGUCUGGAGACUGUUGACAUGCUUGAUUUGGAUCGUCACCAUGGACAAGAUUUUGGAGGGCCUUGUGAGCUCAAAUCAUCCAGUUCAUGUGAAGAAGGCCAUUAUAAAGAAAGUAGUGGAGGCGGCAGAGAAAGCUGUGACCGAGGAGCAGUGCCAAGCAAUGUUUACUCUCACCACUCAUCUCAUUUUGCUCGGGGAAGAUGCUUUUCAGAAGCAAGUGGGCUUUCAGGUUCUGGAGGCCUAUGCCCGGUACCACCGCCCAGAGUUUGAGCGAUACUUUAGCAAGGACUUUGUGUUGGGUCUGCUCCAGCAGGGCUAUGGCGAGCUGCACCAUAAAGACCCAGCCAUUAUAGACUUCAUUCACAGUUGCCUGCGUUUGCUCAUCAGCUGCCCGUCUGUACUGGAGAUCUUUAGUGUGAUUCAGGUGGAAGUGUUAAGGAUGGUCUGUGAGCGGCCUGACCCUGCCCUGUGUGCACGUCUUAGCACUCUGCUCUCUGACUUUGUACAAUGCAUCCCAAAGGACAAGACUGGAGGUCUGUUCUGUCAGCAGCUUGUGAGGACCAUUAGUUACUUCCAGUGCUUUGCCAAUGAAGAGCAAGAGCUGAGAGAAUAUGUAAACCAAGUGACCAGGGCGAGCACGCUGCUCCAGAACAUCUGGAAGACUGAUCCGGCAACUCUGCUGCCAUCACUGCAGGAAGUCUUUUCUAUCAUAUCAUCAACAGAACUGACAUAUGAGCCCUCCAUUGCCUUGGCCUGUCUGGUCCAGCACAUCCCAGUCCAGAUGAUCACAGUGCUUAUCAAGAGUCUGACAACAGACCACAGUGUUAAAGAUACAAAUAUGACCAAGGCCCUCUGCAGGAUGAUCGAUUGGCUAUCUUGGCCUCUGGCCCACAAUGUGGAUAUCUGGGUCAUUGCACUUCUGAAAGGACUGGCUGCAGUUCAGAAGUUCACCAUCCUUAUUGAUGUGACACUGCUAAAAAUUGAACUAGUAUUUAAUCGACUGUGGUACCCCAUUGUUCGUCAGGGAGCCCUUGCAGUCCUGUCACACAUGCUGUUGAGUUUUCAGCACUCUCCAGAAGCCUUUCAUUUGGUUGUUCCCCGCGUGGUUCCAUUAGUCCAGUCCUUAACAACAGAUGGACAUCCCAACAGCAAAGAUUUCUUAUUGCAAUUCUCCAAACUUAUGCACUGUAUGAUGUACCACUACUCUGGAUUCCCAGACCUUUAUGACCACAUACUUGAGUCCAUCAAGGAUCUCCCAAAACAGGAAGAUGAGAUCAAGUUGGUGUUGAAUCAAAGUGCCUGGACCUCUCAGUCCAACUCAUUUGCGCCGGGUUUUCUGAGACAGUCUGGGAAGUCUGAGACAGGCAAAACAGGCCUGGUCAACCUUGGAAAUACCUGCUAUAUGAACAGCAUCAUACAGACCCUCUUUAUGGCCACUGAUUUUAGGAGACAUGUUUUGUCUUUAAAUCUUAAUGGCUCAGAAAGGCUCAUGAAAAAGCUUCAGUUGCUGUUUGCUUUUCUUGCACAUACUCAGAGGGCAGCAUAUGCUCCUAAAAAUUUUUUGGAAGCGUCUCGGCCUCCCUGGUUUAAUGCUGGAUCCCAGCAAGACUGCUCUGAAUACCUCAGAUUUCUUCUAGACCGAUUGCAUGAAGAGGAGAAAACAAUUCAGGUCCUGCAGUCAUCUGAACCCAAAGAAGUCUCAGCUGAUGACAGAAAUGACAAUGGCCCCAAAAGUCCAGAUGAACACGUGCCGUCACUAACUCCUACUGACUGUGACAGCAGAACUUUAAUAGAGAAGACGUUUGGUGGGAAGCUGAUUACCGGGAUCCGCUGUAUGCAUUGUAACAGCAUAUCUGAGAAAGAGGAGCCUUUUACAGACCUGUCUUUGGCCUUCUGUCCCCCUGUCACCUCUGCAGACACUGGCCCGGUAGAGGGGCCCAUGGUGGGGCCCAUGGUGGGGCCUAUGGUGGGGCCCAUGGUGGGGCCCAUGGUGGGGCCCAUGGUGGGGCCCAUGAUGGGGCCGGAGCUUCAUUGUCAGGGAUCAGUCAAUGGUGGCAGUGAAAACCCUGAGUCAGGGCCAGUGAAAUCACCAGCCAGCAGUGUUUCUAUUGUGCCAGUGAUGAGCGAGCCUCCCCUCUCAGUGCCUGAUCUGGUCAACUAUUUCCUGGCACCAGAAAUCCUUGAUGCAGAUAAUGCUUACUUUUGUGAAAAGUGCGUCUCUCUCCAAAGAGCAGAGAGGACGUUAAAAAUGGUGUCAGCACCUGAGUACCUCAUUUUGACUCUGCUGCGAUUUGCAUAUGAUGCCAAGUGCCACGUGCGGAGAAAAAUUUUGGACAAUGUCACUAUUCCAGCAUUGAUGAGGCUUCCUGUGCACACACACAUACCCAGACCAUCUUCUACAUCUUUGCAAGAGGAUUCUCCAGAAUGCACUGAGAACCUGGCAAAAAAGCUCAAACCUUCUCAAAAUGAUGAAGAGGAGAGAAUAGAUGGAGCUGUACAGGACACAUCAGUUCAGUCGGUCCCUUAUGUUCUCUGCUCUGUGGUGAUGCAUUCAGGUUUGUCCUCAGAAAGUGGGCAUUACUAUUCUUACGGUCGCAAUGUCUGUGAAGUAGAUGGGACGCAGCAUCUUGCCAACUGUCUUUCCUUAAAAGAUGAUAACAGGGCAGAUUGUAUCCCUUCUUGCUCAUCUCUGGCAGUUUCACAUGAGCAAGGGAAUACAUCAUCCCCUAGUGGACAUUCAGACAAAGACUGGCUUUUGUUCAAUGACAGCAGAGUAACUUAUGCCUCCUUCCAAUCAGUGCAAAAUAUUACUAAUCGCUUCCCCAAGGACACAGCAUAUGUGCUCAUGUACAGAAAACAGGAGAUUCCUGGGAAAAACGUAAACGGGACAGGGGUGGCAAAUGGGAUGAGAAUGAAUGCAGAGCCACCACUACAAAAGGAGCUUCUGGAUGCUAUUAUUAAAGACAACAAACUCUUCCUACAGGAGCAGGAGCUGAAUGCCCGAACCCAAGUUCUGCAAGCCUCAUCGUCCUGCUCCUCCAAGCCCAAUGGUUCAGAUGACAACAACCCUCCAGGGAGCUGCGGCCCAUCUGGUGGAGGGGGAGGAGGAGGUGGCUUCAACACCAUCAGCAGACUGGUGUUUUAAAGCAAGGAACGCUGUAGAAAAGCUCAACUCUGGACCGCCUCAAACACAACACCAACCUCACCACAACAUUGUCCAAUCCCAGAAGCAGCGCUACAUUUUAGUAAAAACAUCAAAUGAGGAUUGAUUCUUACCUUGAAGUAAUUUGGUUUCUUAACUUUUGGUUUUAUAUUUUGGCCAUGAUGAAAAUGUUUGUAAUUUAUAAUAAGAUAGAAGUGUUCCACCACUUUAUACAGUAUUUGAUGGAAGCACUCCACUGGAUAUGAACUGUGUAAAGUAUGUGGUUCUUCACGGGCAUCAAUAAUAAACCACUUUUACUUAUGUUGUUACGGCACACAUUUUAGCAAAUUUUUAAAGAACCAUCACUAAACAAACAAUUAUGACAACUAUAUUUGCUUUUAGAAUAUAAUGAUAAAACUAUUUGAUUGGUGAAGCAUGAAAGUGGAAACAAAUUUAAGUGUCACAUUUUUUGGCCACCUCAUGCUUAAAUGCCUAUGUUUUUGCCUUGUUAUUUUAAGAUGUGCCCUACUGUCUAAAUCUCACAUGCAAUAAAUGUACAUACUGUUAAGAACCACAUCAACUGAGCAAAAAAAUCUCAGUUUGGGGCAUUUUUGAGAUUAUGCUAUAUUGAUGUUUUAAAAAAAAAAACACAACAGUGCAAUGUACAUUACUAUAUUGUCUGUCCCUGUAUGUGAUCAUUCAGGGAUAUUUGUGGGUUAAUGGUUGCUUUUUGUAUGCUUUUUGAUAUUUAAUGCAGACUUGAUGAGAUCACUGACUGUAAUAUGUACACCUCAGCUGUAUUGUGUUCAGUUACCUUUUCCCACAGUAAAAACGCUGGUCAUUU
This is a messenger RNA of Periophthalmus magnuspinnatus, 4101 nucleotides long. RefSeq names its product ubiquitin specific peptidase 38 (gene usp38). NCBI's taxonomy places the organism in Eukaryota, Metazoa, Chordata, Actinopteri, Gobiiformes, Gobiidae. Gene Ontology annotation, molecular function: cysteine-type endopeptidase activity; cysteine-type deubiquitinase activity. Gene Ontology annotation, cellular component: cytosol; nucleus. The record is from RefSeq and is a predicted model, not a curated record. Gene Ontology annotation, biological process: ubiquitin-dependent protein catabolic process; protein deubiquitination.